This is a messenger RNA of Staurois parvus, 567 nucleotides long. The record is from the annotation of a GenBank genome assembly. NCBI's taxonomy places the organism in Eukaryota, Metazoa, Chordata, Amphibia, Anura, Ranidae.
GUCGGAAGUCAGCAGUCAUCCCUGUGCUGCGUCCCCAGUCUCUGGUCAUCCCCGUGCUGUGUCCCCAGUCUCUGGUCAUCCCCGUGCUGUGUCCCCAGUCUCUGGUCAUCCCCGUGCUGUGUCCCCAGUCUCUGGUCAUCCCCGUGCUGUGUGUCCCAGUCUCUGGUCAUCCCCGUGCUGUGUCCCCAGUCUCUGGUCAUCCCCGUGCUGUGUCCCCCAGUCUCUGGUCAUCCCCCCGUGCUGUGUCCCCAGUCUCUGGUCAUCCCCCGUGCUGUGUCCCCAGUCUCUGGUCAUCCCCGUGCUGUGUCCCCAGUCUCUGGUCAUCCCCGUGCUGUGUCCCCAGUCUCUGGUCAUCCCCGUGCUGUGUCCCCAGUCUCUGGUCAUCCCCGUGCUGUGUCCCCAGUCUCUGGUCAUCCCCGUGCUGUGUCCCCAGUCUCUGGUCAUCCCCGUGCUGUGUCCCCAGUCUCUGGUCAUCCCCGUGCUGUGUCCCCAGUCUCUGGUCAUCCCCGUGCUGUGUCCCCAGUCUCUGGUCAUCCCCGUGCUGUGUCCCCAGUCUCUGGUCAUCCC